CCAAAAGUCUAAACCCCAGGCGGAGGCUACUAGUGGUAAUACUACUGCUGGUCUGACCAAUCGCAGCACGAGAGCUGCGCGGGUGUCCGAAGCGGAUCGCCGGAGAGAUCCAGCCUCCGCCGAUCCCAUGGCUCCCGCGGCGGCGCGGAUCCUCGUCCUCGUCCUCGCCGUCGCCACCUCCCUCGCGGGGCGCGCGGACGCCCUCCGGUCGCUCGGCGUCGGCGACGGGGCGGAGGCCGCCGCGCAGGGGGACUACGCCGUGGACCUCAACGCCACCAGCUUCGACGCCUUCCUCACGGCCUCGCGGGAGCAGUUCGCCGUCGUCGAGUUCUUCGCCCACUGGUGUCCAGCUUGCAGAAACUACAAGCCCCAUUAUGAGAAGGUUGCGAAACUUUUCAAUGGUCCAAAUGCUGCACAUCCUGGGAGAAUUCUGAUGGCUAGGGUUGAUUGUGCAUCAAAGGUGAAUGUAGAUCUUUGCAGUAGAUUUUCUGUUGACCAUUAUCCUUUCCUACUUUGGGGACCCCCACCAAAAUUUGCUAACACUAAGUGGGACCGGAAGCAAGAGAAAAGCGACAUAAAAUUGAUUGAUGAUGGAAGAACAGCAGAGCGUUUACUUAUGUGGAUAAAUAAGCAACUGGAAAGCUCGUUCACUUUGGAUGACAAAAAAUAUGAGAAUGAAAAUAUGCUUCCAAACAGUACUUCAGAUCCUAAACAGGUUGUUCAAGCAAUUUAUGAUGUUGAGGAAGCAACAGCUCAUGCGUUACAGAUAAUUUUGGAGCACAAGAUGAUCAAAGCAGACACUCGUGACUCUCUUAUAAGGUUUUUACAAAUUUUGGUGGCUCAUCAUCCAUCCAAGAGGUGUCGAAGAGGAUCUGCUGAGCUACUUAUUAACUUUGAUGAUCACUGGCCUUCAAACCUCUCUUUAAGCUCACAAGACAGUUCUAAAUUGUUGGAAAGUGUUGCAGCAGAUAACCACAAGAUCUGUGGAAAGGAGGUGCCUCGCGGUUACUGGAUUUUCUGCCGUGGAAGUAAAAGUGAAACAAGAGGAUUUAGCUGUGGUCUAUGGGUUUUGCUGCAUUCACUUACUGUCCAAAUUGGGGAUGGAGAAAGCCAAUCAACCUUUACAUCAAUAUGUGAUUUCAUACACAAUUUCUUCAUCUGUGAGGAAUGCCGCAAACACUUCUAUGAUAUGUGCUCAAGUGUGUCAGUUCCCUUCAAGUCAGCCCGUGAUCUCAGCCUCUGGCUAUGGAGCACGCAUAACAAAGUUAAUGAGAGGUUGAUGAAAGAAGAAAAGGAUAUGGGAACUGGCGAUCCAUCAUUUCCUAAGGCUAUCUGGCCUCCAAAGGCACUCUGCCCAUCUUGCUAUCGUUCUUCAAGCAGGACGAGUGAUGGAGCCUUGCAGGUUGACUGGAAUGAGGAUGAAGUAUUUCCAUUCUUGGUUAACUACUAUGGGAAGACGCUUGUAUCAUCCUAUAAAGAAACCUACAUGGAGUCUCUUCAAGGGAGGACGCAAGUAGGGGCGGCACUUGCUGACGAUGCCUCCUCCUCACAUGCUGCAAGAGUCCCAAUUGGAGCUGCCCUAGGUGUUGCAGCUGCCAGCUGUACAUUUGGGGCACUAGCUUGCUUCUGGAGAACCCAGCAGAAGAACAGAAAGUACUCGUACCGUUUACACUCUUUAAAGAAAAUAUGAUUAGACAAUUUUAGGCAAAGAAAGAACUGGAACUGAAAAACAGCCCACCGGUUGCUCACCGUGCACUUCAUCAGAGGUGGCCUCCGUGAAUGUAUAUUUCUUGGAUGGGUUAAAAAUCUUGGUAAGUAGCUCACAGAGAGUGCACAAAAUCCAAUGUUGGAGCUGUCAUUUACAGAAGUAUGAUGACCUAACUUGCACCUUGUUAUAGGGCUCAAAAUGUAGUUCUGUUUUUACCAUAUACUCCCUCCGUUCCUAAAUACUUGUCUUUCUAGGCAUUUCAACAAGUGACUACAUACGGAGUAAAAUGAGUGAAUCUACAUUCUAAAAUAUGUCUACAUACAUCCGUAUGUGAUAUUCAUUUGAAAUGGCUAGAAAGACAAGUAUUUAGGAACGGAGGGAGUAGUUGUGAUCUGAUUGCCGGACAUGGAUGCACUGUUGCUGCCCAUUUGAUCCGUGAAAUUUUGAACUCAGUGUUAAUCCUUAAGUCUUGUGACUUUUUAUCGGGUGUACUCUGUCUGUGGUAUCAAAAUUUGUGCUGUCGACGACAGCAUGGUAGUGCACCUAUGGCUGAUAUACCCUACACAAGCAGCAUUUGGAAUUGGCGAAUUGUCGAGCAACAAUAACAACAACAAUGAAGGUGACAGAGUGAUUCCUGCAUUCUCUGCGCAUUGAAUGUACAUUGCACAAGUCUAAAAUUCCUACAUCAUCUUGUACUCCUGUCUCUCGUCUUGUACAGCAGGAACACUUAAUCUUCAUUGCUUCUGACGCGAGUGUCCAUGAAUGUACAUAUGCAUUUUUCUUUCGAUAUACACAGGUAUUCUGAA
Messenger RNA from Aegilops tauschii subsp. strangulata, 2514 nucleotides. RefSeq names its product sulfhydryl oxidase 1. Gene Ontology annotation, cellular component: Golgi membrane. Gene Ontology annotation, biological process: protein folding. NCBI's taxonomy places the organism in Eukaryota, Viridiplantae, Streptophyta, Magnoliopsida, Poales, Poaceae. Gene Ontology annotation, molecular function: flavin-dependent sulfhydryl oxidase activity; protein disulfide isomerase activity. The record is from RefSeq and is a predicted model, not a curated record.